Molecule: messenger RNA, 1716 nt
Organism: Leptopilina boulardi
Lineage: Eukaryota; Metazoa; Arthropoda; Insecta; Hymenoptera; Figitidae
Exons: 3
Coding region: 1-1716 (571 amino acids)
Source: RefSeq, a predicted model, not a curated record
AUGCAAGAAAGAUUAGUAAUCAAUCAAUGUCGAUUUGUAAAAAUAAAUAUGGAAAAAAGUUGCUCGACAAAAAUAAUUGGCAAAUAUCCCCAUAAAAAUCGACGAACACAAAUUUAUUCAAGUGACUUUGAUGAUUCCGCGGAAUAUCCAUUUAAAAAUUCUAAAGUACCAAUUCAAGGACGUGUACCAUCAUUAUUGUCACGAAUCACUGAUAUGAAACAUGAUCAUUUUCCAUUUGAAAAUUUUUGCCUUGUCGAAGUUGCAAAUAAAAAGGAAUUACAAUCAUCAUUGUAUUUUUUAUAUAAUCGUGUUCAUUAUCAUAAAUGUGUUAUUAAUGUAUUCUUUCACACUGAUGGAGCGAGAAUUCUUCAAGGUGUUGUUGAUAAAGUUUGGACGAGAGGCUAUUCAAUGAAUGUUCGAUUUAUCGUUUUUAUGGAGAAACUUAAUAGGACAAUUGUUCUUGGAGCGUCACCUUAUGUUUCGCCUGGCACAUGUACAAUUGGUAAAUUAAUUGAGUGGGGAAGAUGUGAAAAUGGAACAGUAAUUCUUUAUCAGCCUUCUUUAUAUCCACCGAUAAAAAAUUUUGGCGGAUGUAAUAUCACAUUUAUGAUACAGCCACAUUUUUUACCAUACGUCGAAAAUAAAGGACCUAAUCCUGGUGGUGUAGCUGGCAAUCUUCUCAAGGAAUUAGGAAGAAUAAUGAAUUUUAAGCCAAUAUAUGUUUGGAAAGUAAAUGGUGCCGAGAUUAGUGAACAUUUUGAAAGACAUAAUUUAAAUGUUGUUUUAAAUUUAGUUCCACGUGUACCACCGUCUUAUGAUAAAUAUAUAUUUUCCAUUGGACUCGUACAAAAAGUAUUUAUCAUUCCACGUGGUGAUAAUGUUUUUCAUUUAAAUGAACUUCUCAAUCCAAUUGAUCGAACAACUUGGAUUUUUAUAUUUGUUAUUUUUCUAUUUAUUGGAAUUAUUUGUUUUACUGUACGUCAAUCGGAAUCAAUGAAAAUUAUUUUCGAUAUCUAUGGUAUAUUUUUAGGUGUAACGGUUGGUGAAUUUUUAGAUAUAAGAUGGUUAAAAUGUUUUUUAUUUUUCUUUCUAUUGCCAUCGUUUGUUUUUUUUCAAGCAUAUCUUGCAUCAAUAACAGAAAAUUUAUCAACACCAGGAACAUUUCAAGAAAUAUUUACAAUUGAUGAUUUAAUGAAAUCUGAUUUAAAAAUUUUAUGUGACAAAGAAAUAAGAGAUUAUGCAUGUCCAGAAUAUAAAAAUGCACAUAGAAAAUUGUGUAAUUAUUGUACAAAUAUAAGCGAUGAAUAUCUUUAUAAUGAAUUUUUUCCAAAUUUAUUUACAACUGGUUUAUUAAAUAAUUCAGCUGUUGAAAUAAAUAAAUUUGUAUUGUUAUCACAUCCAAAUAUUCAUCAAUAUGUUAAUGUCAUUGAAAAAGAUCAAAUAAGUCUUAAUCAAUUUGCAAAAGUUCGUGAGGGUAAUGAUUAUAUAUUUGAAAUGGCUAAAGUAUAUAGAAAAUUUGCCGAAAGUGGAAUAUUAAAUUUUUUUGUUGAACGUUUUGCAACAUAUAAGGGACCAUUUAAAAAAAAGAAAAAAUAUGAAAUUAAAUAUAAAUUAUUGUAUAUUAUUAUGAUACCUGGAUGGAUUAUUUCAUUGAUUGCAUUUUUAGGUGAAAUUAUUGUUAAUAAAUGUUCACGUAAACAAUUGAUAUGUAAUUAA